Molecule: messenger RNA, 1275 nt
Organism: Cladocopium goreaui
Lineage: Eukaryota; Dinophyceae; Suessiales; Symbiodiniaceae
Source: the annotation of a GenBank genome assembly
AUGCUUGAUGCAGGACUGGUGCUGUACCUAGGUUUGGUGGUGCUCUUCGUGUGGCGCUUUCUGUCGGGAUGGCGGCUCUGUGGGGCGUGGAUGGAGUAUGCCAACUAUUGCAUGCUCCUCUACAUGUUGCUUCUGGUGUUGAACGUCUAUGCCAUCUACUCUUUCAUCAUGCUGGCCAUGCGCCCCGAAGGGGAGCGGGUUUUCCAAGCACUGCCACCGUGGAUGAAGCCGCUAAUGCUAGGCACCCCUAUCGCUGCAGUGGUGACGUAUUUCAUGGCGUUCAUCCAGACAGGUCAGCAUGUGAAUGAAAUCCGCCGAGGAGCUGGCACUCUGAAGCAUGAUCGUGCAGUGCAAAUUAUCGCCCUUCCAGCGGUCUUCGGCUGUAUGGCUAUGAACGCGUUGACGAAGAUGUUCGAAAGUGCCGCCCAGUAUAACAUCGAGGACCAGGCAACCAGUCUCGCCUAUCGCGGUGUGUCCGCGCUGGCUGUGUAUCCAAGCCCAAACAAUAUGAACAAUAGCACGGCGGCGAAUGCUUCGCAGUUCUACUUGGCUCAAGUGGAGACUUGCUUCCAGGUGGGGGAUCUGUAUGAAGCUUGGGCGUUGUACCAGUUUUGCAAGUUGACCUUAGAAGUGCUCAAGAACUGCUUGGAAAAGACGGCCAAGGAACAAAAGAGCGAGGACAGCGAACGGAAGGUCCUGGCAUCCGGGCUCCUCGUGGCCCACAAGUCGUUGGCGGACAUCGCCUACACCGGGGUGAUCAUGUUCUUGGUGGUGUGCUGCGCGGAAGCCAGUUGGUCUUUGUACCUUCUAACCUUUACCAAUCCAGAGGCCAAUUGGGCAGACUACAACACUCAAAUGGGCAAGUUCCAAGCUGCUGGUUUGGUCACAUCGAUGGCCGCGAUUUACAACCUCAACACGGUUGAGAUGGAAUUCCACGACUACUUCGAAAGUUUCACUCCCUUGCUGAAGUUUUUGACCGUGAAGAUCUUGCUCUCCUUGGCUUAUUUCCAGAAGGGCUGCGUUUACGUCCUGCAAACGGUGAACCGUUCCCUCCCCGGGCUGCUUCAAAACGUCAUCAACGCAGUGCCCUUCGUGAAAGAAUUGGUGAGCAUGGGGGACACCGAGUUCUAUCUCUUCUAUUCAUCUCUGAUCCUCUACGAAUGCGUUUUGGGUGUCUUCUUUCAUUGGUUUGCUUGGCCCUCCGAUGAGCCUUUCUACGGAUUUGAUGUGCAAGGUACUGAAGCCGAGAAGACGCCGCUCUUGGACAAGGCUUGA